Molecule: messenger RNA, 537 nt
Organism: Hyalella azteca
Lineage: Eukaryota; Metazoa; Arthropoda; Malacostraca; Amphipoda; Hyalellidae
Product: pectinesterase inhibitor 10-like
Exons: 1
Coding region: 1-537 (178 amino acids)
Source: RefSeq, a predicted model, not a curated record
AUGUCACCAGCGCGCCCGAGUAUUGUGCUGUCACCAGCGCGUCCAAGUAUUGUGCUGUCACCAGCGCGUCCAAGUAUCGUGCUGUCACCAGCGCCUCCCUGUAUCGUGCUGUCGUCACCAGCGCGUCCAAGUAUUAUGCUGUCACCAGCGCGUCCAAGUAUUGUGCUGUCACCAGCGCGUCCAAGUAUCAUGCUGUCACCAGCGCGCCCGAGUAUUGUGCUGUCACCAGCGCCUCCAAGUAUUAUGCUGUCACCAGCGCGUCCAAGUAUUAUGCUGUCACCAGCGCGUCCAAGUAUCAUGCUGUCACCAGCGCGUCCAAGUAUCAUGCUGUCACCAGCGCGCCCGAGUAUUGUGCUGUCACCAGCGCCUCCAAAUGCUGUCACCAGCGCGUCCAAGUAUCAUGCUGUCACCAGCGCGUCCAAGUAUUAUGCUGUCACCAGCGCGUCAUGCUACGGACAAACCACAAGUGCCUUCGUCUCUCAGCAUCAUCAGUUCCUGCAAUGCGCUGCUUACCUGCGUUACAGGAGCGGAGGGUAA